AUGUUUGCCCGCGCCGCUAACGUAACCCGCACUGGUAUGACCAAUCUGGUCCGAUACUCCCACUCGCACGGAGGAAUCCCUGGCGAGAACCUUCCGUUCAGUCUGACCAACCGGUACAAGCUGACCGCCAUGUUCAUCGUGUUCUUCGGUUCCGGACUGGGCGCGCCAUUCUUCAUUCUCAGACAUCAGCUGUUGAAGAAGUAA
Anopheles marshallii is the source of this 204-nucleotide messenger RNA. RefSeq names its product cytochrome c oxidase subunit 7C, mitochondrial-like. Bases 1 to 204 code for a protein of 67 amino acids. NCBI's taxonomy places the organism in Eukaryota, Metazoa, Arthropoda, Insecta, Diptera, Culicidae. The record is from RefSeq and is a predicted model, not a curated record. The transcript is spliced from 2 exons. Gene Ontology annotation, biological process: mitochondrial electron transport, cytochrome c to oxygen.